Molecule: messenger RNA, 351 nt
Organism: Histoplasma capsulatum G186AR
Lineage: Eukaryota; Fungi; Ascomycota; Eurotiomycetes; Onygenales; Ajellomycetaceae
Exons: 2
Coding region: 1-351 (116 amino acids)
Source: RefSeq, a predicted model, not a curated record
AUGGCUCCUUUCAGAAGUCAAAACGGCCUCCGGCGAACCCAGAUACUGGCCAAUCAAGAUUUACUCGCGGAUCGACACCAUUCAACUUGCGAUGCAGGAACUACGUACUCUGUGAGACUGUGUGGGAUGGCAAUGCACUGUCCCACCUGGAGGCUGUCCAAGGAGAGUCGCAUGGGCCUGCUGAGACAGCCGCGCUGUCAAAUCAUGACUGUAGCAGGGAGCCGGAAGACCAAAAGCAAAAAACAACAAAAAAAAAAAACAAAAACAAAAACUGUAACCGGCCAAGAAAAGGCGCUUCUGAUGCCUCCUAACAACAAUACACUGUACACCUGGGGUUCUCGCGAAUUCUGA